This is a messenger RNA of Menidia menidia (Atlantic silverside), 4843 nucleotides long. The record is from the annotation of a GenBank genome assembly. NCBI's taxonomy places the organism in Eukaryota, Metazoa, Chordata, Actinopteri, Atheriniformes, Atherinopsidae.
AAAUCGUGACCGUUUCAAUUCCGGAGCACUCAGCUCCACAUGCGAUACGGCUCAUGAGUUAACCUUUGAGAAACACAACAUUUCUGUUCAGACUGUUGGAAUAUCAAUUUUUAUUGCAACGGACAAAAGCUACAUUUUCUAAAUUCAGAAACUUGAGUGUUUGCAGUUAACGUUGAAUGCUAAUUAAGCUAAAAAAUAGUUAAACUUUUAAACCUCUACGUUAUAAACGUUCGUUGUUUAUGUACUGUAAGUGACAACUGCUUUUUAGGAUUGUGGUAGGAGCUUCCACUACUAGCUAGGCGCAUAUUUAAUUAUGUUUAUGGGAAGUUAGUUUAACAAAGCCAGACAUGACGUUAGCAAAUAUCGGAGUCGCGUGCAGCAAUUAUGAUUAUCUCCGAGUUCAAGUAGUUUCAGACAGUAUUGACGAAUGAUUAACGGACUCAGUGACGUUUGCAUCGAUACCUUUGUCAUGUGGGGUCAUUGUGUCAGGCAACUUUGGCCAAAGCCUGUGUUUACAGCUAGGCAAUGCCCCAGAGGACGCUACAGCACAGCGCAAACGGAUCCGGAUGGGGUCCGGACGGUCCUGCAGGUCUUCGUGGACAGACACUACGUCUCUCCCGGUCAGGUUAACGUGGACCUGUUUCGGAGUGGGUCGCGUUGCAGUUACGGACCUUUGGGCACGGAGCUUCGGCUGAACCUGCUGAAUCAGUGGUGGCACUCGGUGACCAGGUCCACCGAACAGGUGUUUGGGAUCGACACCCUGAGCAGCGGCCGGAAGCAAGAAGCCGACGGACGUCGGAUUGUUGAAUCCGGACUUUUGCAACAAAUAUUUGAACAACGCGGGCCGAGCAAAGAGCAGGUCAUCCAAGAGGCAAGCGGUCUGUUGCAGAGCUCCCCCUCUGUGAGAACAAGUUUACUUCAAGGUGCUUUGGAGCUGUACGUGCCGUCAUUGGAGCUGGUGAACAGAAGGUUACCCUUUGGCCUGGCAGAGAUGGGCCUGUGUUUCCAGCCUUCAGACUUCUCUGAUUUGGUUCUGCUCCCCUCGCACGUCUUCACUGUGGCUGGAUCACUGGACGAGACAAAGGUUAAAAUGGUGGAGAAAAACUUCAGCAGCUCUGAGGUUCCAGAGGAUGACCUGGAAAGGGUAGCAUCGCGCGGUGUGAGGAUCAUGUACAGUUUCCCGUGGGGGCAGGAGUGUUUGGAGACGCUGUGGAGCCGUGGAAAUGAAGAACUACUGCUUACGCACAAUAACGCUCACUCCAAACUGCAAUGUCGAGAUGGACAGAAAUCCGUUCCUCAUGUGGUGUCCAUAAGCGGAAACAUGGACCGUGGUAUGAUGGCAUUUCUGUUCAACUCUCUCCAGCAGCUCAAGAAAGACGGCAGCAAGCAGAAGCUGCAGCAUAGAAAGGUUCUCAAGCUGCAUCCAGUUUUGGCUCCAGUCAAAGUUGCUUUAGAUAUUGGUAGAGGACCGACAGUGGAGCUUCGACAGCUUUGUGAAGGUCUUCUGCAAGAAUUCCGGGAGGCGAAGAUCUUUGUGUGGCCUGGAUAUCUUGGAACUCUUCCAACAUCAGUUGAACUAUUGAAUACCAGAUAUGAUGAGAUGGGAGUUCUUUUCACUGUGGUGAUCAUUUUGCAAAUCAUCAAGGAAUCGCAGCAGCAGCAUGGACUCAGGCACGGAGACUACCAGAGAUACAGGGGCUACUGCUCCCGUAGGCUGCGUCGUCUUCGCAAGACUCUUGGCUUCAAAAUGGGCAACCGACACAAGUUUGUUGGGAAGAAGAUCACUGUGGAGAUGCUCUCUGACAGCAGGUACCUCUUGCUGGUUUUGAUGGAGGCAGAGCGUGCCUGGAGCUACGCCAUGCAGCUGAAGCAGGAGGCAAACACAGAGCCACGGAAGCGAUUCCAUCUGCUUUCACGACUCCGCAAGGCCGCCAAGCACAGUGAGAAGCUGGAGAAGCUCUGCGAGAGCCCCCGGGUGGACGCGAAGACCAAACUAGAGGCCCAGGCUUAUACCGCUUACCUUACUGGGAUGGUUGAGUUUGAGCUCCAGGCGACUAUCUAUGAGAAACUGGCCAGUGCCUUCACUGAGGAGUUGGCACUUCUGUAUCGCCAGCGUGUGGAUGAGAUAUCGCCCAACAUCCGCUACUGUGCUUACAACAUUGGUGACCAGAACGCCAUCAAUGACCUGAUGCAGAUGAGGCUGACCGGUGGAGGUGGAGGGAUGAUGGCCGAGAAACUAGAAGCACUGAUCACUCAGGCAAGAACUAAGCAGGCUGCCACGAUGAGCGAGGUGGAGUGGCGGGGACGGACAGUACCUGUGAAAAUUGACAAGGCCCGCAUUUUCCUGUUGGGUCUGGCAGACAAUGAAGCCGCCAUCGCUCAGACAGUAAACGAGGACACCAAAGAGCAUCUGUAUGAGACUUUGCUGGCCGAGUGCAGAGACACCAUCCAAGCCGUGAAGGAGGAACUGAAGAACGAGGCAAAGCAGCGAGAAAGGAGCUCUGAUAAUGAUGGUGGGAAGGUUUCCAACCUUCAGUUCCUGCACAGCUACUUGACGUACAUCAAGCUGUGUACCUUGGUGAAGCGGAAUGAGAGCAUGGCUCACACUCUGCAGGCUAAAUUGAAGGAGACCGAGGCCGACGAGAACAAGCGGGGGCCCCGCCCACAGGACCUCAUCCGACUCUACGACAUCAUCCUGCAGAGUCUGGCUGAGCUCUCUACCCUGCAGGGUUUGGAGGAUGACCACAUGUUCCAGAAGGAACUCUCCCUCAAGCUGCUGGUCUACAAGGCUUACAGGUGUUUCUUUAUAGCCCAGUCGUAUGUUCUGGUGAAAAAGUGGAGCGAGGCGCUGGUGCUGUAUGAGAGGGUGCUGAAAUACGCCAAGGAGGUCCAGUCCAAAUCCAAGAGUCUCAACAAAAGCCUCAAGGACCUCCCUGAUGUUCAGGAGCUCAUCGCUGAAGUCAAUGCUGAGAAGUACUCACUUCAAGCUGCUGCCAUCUUGGAUACCGACGACACUGCUGAGGUUUCCCCUCAUCAGCAGGUGAAGGAGAGCAAGCCGCUCUGUGAGCGCCUGGACACCUUCCGCCUGGACGCCACUCUUGUAGGAAAACAGCCCAACCUGGUCCAGUUCCCCCCCGAGUUCCAGCCAAUCCCCUGCAAGCCUCUCUUCUUUGAUCUGGCCCUCAACCACGUGGCCUUCCCGCCGCUGGACGACAAGGUGGAGCAGAAGGGCAAGGGUGGCCUGACCGGCUACAUCAAGGGCAUCUUCGGCUUCGGCAGCUAAGCCGACGCCCCCACCACCACCAUCACCACAGGAAAACGAGGCCCGAGGUUUCAGAAAACAAAGCAACUGGGUUCAGCUGUCAAUGGGAAUAAAUCCAUCUCCCUUUUUUUAAAGGUAACAUUUUAGUGCCUAUGUGUACAAACAACUGGGGCUCAAAUCAAGUUACUUUUAAGUAGCUCCCACAGUCCACUUGCCUCCUGUAAUGCCAUCAGCUCAAACAUACAGGUUCCAUGUACCUUCCCAAGUCCCCACGCUGUGUGGUCUUAACAGUUUGAGCUAAGUUGUGAAUCUCAAAUUCUAGUUAGAGCAAAACAAGCCAUUUAGGCAUUCUUAGGUUAUUCUCUUGUGUGUGUAUAAAUGUUUGUUUUUUUCCAGAGUGAGAGAUGUUUUCAUCAUUCUUCAAGUCUAAAAUCUGGAAAGCUGAGUAGUUAUACAACGUGUGCAUGUAUGUUUGAAAUCAAUCCUGAAAAUUCGAACUGAAUAAUUUUUUUACUGAAUCACGUUUCAGCUUCUCAGCCGUGUUCAGUUCUUGUUUUGUUUUUUUUUCAUCCUUGUUUGCCCCGUUCGAAUUAUGACAGCAUGCAAGGAAGUGUGACUCAAAACGUCACAAAGCAAACCUCCUCUGCUGAAACCUACGCGGUCUCCAUACCAACCACAAUACAUCGUUGGUGCAACGGGGAAUUACAUCCGACGUGUUGCCGAAAUUGAACAUUUCAAUAUGAAUUUGAAAGCGUUUUGCAUUUUAAAUUUUACAUUUAAAAAAUGUUUUAAAAAGCAAAACUAACAGUCCCAUUUUUCUAAAUUGGAUGUUUUUCAUUAUGAAUUCCCUGCAAUGCUUUUGUAACAUUGCAAUUUCGUAUUGUAAAUGGGAAAGCAGGGGUCCAAAUGCCCCCAUCGGCCUUCAGAUUUUCCCAGUGGAAGCUCUGUUGUAGUUCAGUGAGAACAGUUGCAGACAAUAAGGCAUUAAGGGAGGUUUAAGCAGCCUUUUAUUCAUCACACCACUCCUUAGUCCCUCUUUAGCUGUACAAAUGUAUUCGGUAUGAAUGGCAUGCCGAUGGGAAUACUGUUUCGGGCAGCACGCAGACUCGCAACAACGUUCCAGAUCAAAGCUGAUUUAUUUGUUUGGAAGGGGCCAUGUUUGCUUGUCACACCAGACAAACCACACACACUACCCAUGUGUGAGGUUCUUUUUAAUCUUCAUUGAUUAUUUUUUUGGUUUUUUUUCUCUUGCUCUGUCUUUUGUGUUAAAUGUUGAAGAAUAAAGAUGGCCUUUAACUGCAUAAGGCUGGAAAAAUUAUCAUUAAUCAGGAUCAGUAACGGGAAUGUAUUCAUUUUGAUUCGCCUUCAAUCCUGUGAUUAAAAUAUCUUUGCAGCAAACUCUUGUUUUUCUAUUCUUCAGUGAACUAAAACUAAACGAUUUUGUAUGAUCCAAUGGCGACUAUCUAGACUAUUUAGACCUUUUUUUUUUUUUUUUUUUUUAGAUCUGUAACAUUUUUCAAGACAAGUGUAACAGAAUGCGUGUGUCAUUGUGUACUUGCAUUUCCGUAGGGUGUGUAAGUG